This is a messenger RNA of Clonostachys solani, 2934 nucleotides long. The record is from the annotation of a GenBank genome assembly. Lineage: Eukaryota; Fungi; Ascomycota; Sordariomycetes; Hypocreales; Bionectriaceae.
AUGUUUGAUUCUGAGACUGACAUCCAGUUGUCUCUCAAAGGCUUCGCCAGUGGGAACUCCGGCGACGAAUGGAAGAUCAAGAUUGAUAAUCUUCCACACGCUCUUAUUCUGGAUACUCAUUUCAGAGGCUUCACUCCACUUUAUGAUCCAGAGGACCACCAGGCAGAUUGCAUUGCGCUGUCCGGGCUGGCUAGCCAUCCGUUUGGCUCAUGGCAACAGAAAGACGGGUCGAAAACAUUCAUGUGGAUUCGUGAUGCACUGCCCAAGGCCUUGCCGAGGAUGAGGCCUAUUCUAUAUGGAUAUGAUACCAUGUUACAGAAAAGCAGUUCGUUCCAGUCAAUAUUGGAUAUUGCUUGUGGCCUCCUCAACCAGCUGCGAGCCUGCGGUUGGGCAUCACCAACUGCGAAGCCUCUCCUUUUCCUUGCGCAUAGCCUGGGCGGUCUCGUAUUAAAACAAGCCUUCGUAUCCCUCGCCAAUACUUUGCAAUCAGAUAACACGUUACGAGUUUCAAUCAAAGGAGGCAUCCUCUUUGGCGUUCCUAAUUUUGGCAUGGAGCAGACAAGUCUGUUGUCUAUGGUGAGAGGGCAGUCUAACGAGGGGCUCGUGGGGGACCUAGCCCUUGGUUCCCAGUACCUCUCCCAUCUUGAUAAGCAGUUUUCUGGCCUGUCUUUUCUUCAGGAUGCUAAAAUCUAUUGGGCUUACGAAACAAGAAAGUCCCCAACAGUUAUGCAAGAUUCUGCUCAAAAUUGGUCAAGAGGUGGCCCAGAGAAAGUUCUUGUGACCCCGAACUCAGCGACUCGAGGCUUAUAUACUCGCAAAGAUCAUUCAGACUAUGUAUUUCCCAUCAAUGAGGAUCACUCUACGAUGGUUAAAUUCUCAGAAGACGACCACAUAUACUCUGUUCUCGUGCAUAAAUUAUCCUGUAUCAUGGAUAAAAUUGAAACUGACGCCCGGGACGAAAUUCUGCGGAAUGGCUCAAUACUUACCCAAGCAGUCGAAAUUGGAGAUGACUCUCUAUCGAUCGACACGAUCGAAGGCAUGUCAUCAGAUAGUCAAGCUCCAAGCAAAUCAAACGCCCCAACCCUCGAUGAGGUCUUAAAGUCUUUGAAAGUACCUGAACAACAUAGUCGAUUGAAUGAAAUCGAAAAGAGGUUCAGGACAACUUUAGAUUGGGUUUUUGACCUUCCCGAGUCUGGCUUCAGUGAUUGGUUGCAGCAUGGCACGGGCAUCUUCUGGAUCAACGGCAAACCAGGCUCUGGAAAGUCUACUCUAAUGAAGUUUAUUGUUCAGGAUCGUAGAACACGCACGCUACUAUCGGAUUGGAAAACGCGACACUCUCCGAUCUACGUAUCAUUUUUCUUUCAUUAUCGAGGCUCAUCCUUACAGAAAUCAUUUGAAGGCCUUUUACGAAGCAUUAUUCACCAGAUACUCAGCAGCCAGCCAGAGUUCAACACAAUAUUGACCCAGUUCAUUGAUGGGGAUGAAUUUGUGUCCUCUGACUGUUGGACUCUGCUCAAGCUUCAGACUGUAUUUCAUGAAAUACUUGAGCAAACAGCUAUACCUUUGCAUCUCACCAUAUUCCUCGAUGCCCUCGACGAGUACGACGGACCGAAAGAGUUCAUCUGCAGAUUCUUAAUAGAUAUUGCGAAUAUAACUCAAACGCCCACCAAAGACAUUCGCGUCUGUUUCUCUAGCAGACCCUGGGACAUAUUCGUUACCAACUUCCAGGAGUACCCCAGCCUCCGGCCUGAGGAUUUCACUCGAGACGAUAUCAUGAGCUACUGCCUCAACUCCCUCAAGAAUGAAGAGAUUUCAUUCUCAGACUACGAGAAAUUAAUCACCGAGCUAGUUGAUCGCUCUCGAGGCGUGUUUCUCUGGGUUAAACUGGUAGUGAAGGAUCUCGCUAUAGCUAUCCAGAACAACCAGAGCAGAAAGGAGUUGAAGAAAUAUCUUCGCUCGCUCCCCAUCGAACUAGACGACUACUACGCCGAGAUUAUUACACGUAUCCCACUCUCGCACAGAUGGAAAACCUACGCGAUGCUUGAAGUGGCCGUUCGGCCAGAUGAGCCCCUAGAGUCUAGAGAAUUCAUUUGCGCUGUUGAGUGCUCAGACUGCAAGACGUACGCGGCCGGUAUCGCCACACUGCUGAAGUUUCGGAAUUAUUCGGAUGACAAUUUCUCGGGUUUUACCCAACGCCGAUCCAAGUUCUACUGUGGCGGCCUAGUCGAAGUUCUGACUGCGAAUGAGAUUGGGAUUGUCCAGGUCCUCCACCAAACCGUUGUCGAUUUCGUCUGUGAUACAAAAUUCAAAAGCCUGAUCCUUCAGGAACGCGCAAAAAUCACAAUGGAUAACGGAUGGACUUUCUUGGCCAAGUAUCGAUUUUUGGAAUCAGAAAUCCUCGAGAGCCAGGGUUGGCAUAUUACACAAGCCGUGAGAUAUUCGAUUGAAUCAGAAACGACAACCGGUCGUAGCCUCAAGUUGUUCCUGGACACUUUUCCCCCAUCGUUCUUUGGGAGAGGAGGUGGCGAUUAUCCUUGUUCGACUACAGCAUUUGGUUUUGCUGCGCUCACUGGACUUCGUUUAUACAUGAUCGAGACACUGGAGGUUGAUAUCCAGGUCUUAGACAACUGCACAGACCCUAUACUGGCUUUGGCUGUUACUCGCCUCGGCAACUUUCCAGAUAAGGACAUCUUAGCAACGACUACCCUCAUUUUGCAAAGAAGAGGCGAGUGGGCUCAACGGCUGGAUAUCACAGUUCCUGUAAUGCGAACAAUAUUGAAAAGAAACACGCUCUAUCAGUGGAACCUUGGAUACGAAGGAUCCGAUCUCGAUCUUGUCGCUUUGCUGAUCGACUGGGGAAUAUCUCCAGACAUUGAUCUUGGAAAUGGGGGCAAAUAUGAAAUCUCUGAGCGGGUCUCAGAUAACGGCUGCUGA